UUACCAAUAUGCAAGCCAAUAUGAAACGAUUUUUCAAACCAAUUUCUGGUUCAACGUCCAACACCAAUGUCGAUGAUUUGCCAUGGGAUCCUGCUGAGAGGAAAGAGAUAAUGAGUUAUCAUCCGAAUGAAAGAGACGAGAUAAGACGCAGAUAUCUUGUUAGAGGUCCAUGUCAACCUUAUGAUCAUCCUUUUAAAAAAACAAAGAUGAGUAAUGCAAUGAGGCGAUUUAAUCCAGCUUGGUUUGAGAAGUAUGGUACUUGGCUAGAGUAUAGUGUAUCAACAGAGAGAGCUUUUUGUUUGUGUUGCUACUUAUUUAAAGAUGAUGUACGAAAGAAAGGUGGGAAUGAUGCGUUUGUGAAAGAAGGGUUUUGUACUUGGAAUAAGCCUGACAGGUUAGACACUCAUAUGGGUAAAUCAUCCAACAGUUCUCAUUGUUGUGCUGCUGAAAAGUGUGAUAACUUGAUGAAGCAAGGUCAGUCUAUUGUGCAUGCCUUGUUUAAGCAAGACGAUUUGGUGAAGAAGGAGUAUCGCAUUCGUUUAAAUGCUUCAAUUGAUGUUUCCAGAUAUUUGUUGCGACAAGGAUUGUCUUUUCGUGGUCACGAUGAGUCAGAAGAAUCUGCCAAUAGAGGAAAUUUCUUGCAACUCGUGAAAUACACAGGAGAACAAAAUGAUGCUAUAAGUAAGGUUAUUUUGAAUAAUGCUCCAAAAAAUAACCAGAUGAUUUCUCCAAAGAUUCAGAAAGAGAUCGUGAAUUGUUUUGCAGAAGAAGUAGUGAAGUCAAUUAUUGAAGAAAUUGAUUAUGGUGUGUUUGGUCUGUUAGUUGAUGAGUCUGCAGAUAUAUCUCACAAAGAACAAAUGGCUGUUGUAUUCCGAUUUGUUGAUAAGAGCGGAGCAGUGAAAGAAAGGUUUAUUGGAGUUGUUCAUGUAAAAGAAACGUCAUCUGCAUCUUUGAAGUCUGCUAUUGAUAAUUUGUUUGCUAAAUACGGGUUGAGCCUGAAAAGGCUGCGAGGGCAAGGCUAUGAUGGAGCAAGCAACAUGAAGGGGGAAUUUAAUGGCUUGAGAGCAUUGGUUGUUGGAGAAAAUAAUGCUGCUUAUUAUGUUCAUUGCUUUGCUCAUCAACUCCAGUUGGUGGUGGUUGCUAUCGCUAAAAAACACUUUGAGGUUGGUGAUUUUUUUGAUAUGAUUUCUACAUUAUUGAAUGUAGUUGGAGCUUCUUGCAAAAGGCAAGAUAUGAUUCGAGAAAAUUAUCGAAGAAAAGUGCAGGAAGGAAUUAGUAGAGGUGAGAUUAACACUGGUACAUGA
Camelina sativa (false flax) is the source of this 1304-nucleotide messenger RNA. The record is from RefSeq and is a predicted model, not a curated record. Lineage: Eukaryota; Viridiplantae; Streptophyta; Magnoliopsida; Brassicales; Brassicaceae.